UCCAAAAAGAACACACUUCUGGUUUGCGUCUUUGUCUUGCAAUAAAAACUCGGAGACGCAAAGGAAGUGGCGGACGUUUCGUAAAACCUUGUUUCGCCGCCUCUCGGUUUUCGACUCGGUUCCAACUCGACUCAGUGAUCGAAUCGUUCCAAACGUGUCUGAUCGUUUGGUUCGGGUUUUUAAUAACGGGGAUUAAGCGAUUAAAUUACGCGUUUAUUUUUGUUUGUUUGUUUGCAAACAAUCAAAAACUCAGAACGUUGUGUUGGAGAUUGAAAAAAGUUGAGGGCUUUACUGGAUAAUCUGACUGUUUAUGAUUUGAGUUUGUGUGUGUUGUGUGUGGCCAAUGUUGGAUUUUCGAGACGGUUUGUAGGCGACAGAGUUUAGUGUUUGGUGUUAAUUGAGAAUGGGAGAAAGUUAUGAACUUGAAGAAGGAGAGUUUAAUUGUUCUGCUAUUUAUGAUCUUGACGUUGAUCUCUCCUACAUUGACAAGAAGAUAGAGAAUGUACUAGGCGACUUACAAAAAAAGUUUGAACUGGGAUCCUUGGAUAUGUUUGGUCCACAAGUCUAUAAAUAUGGAUCAUUUUUGCCCACUUACAAGCGUUCUCCUGCGGUGCCACCAUGUCAAAGGAGUUUCAUGGAGAAUAAUAACGCCCAGAGAUUUCCAAACAACUUACCAGUGAAGAACGUUGUUCAGAAGUUUCAGUCACUACCUGCUACUUCUUGUAAACCAGCAAGUAUUCAGGAUUCCAAGACCAAUCAGUCUUCAGGUUCCCUUUUGCCUCAUGCUCCUGGAAAGGUUACCAUAAAGAAAGAAGAUGCUAGAAUACCAGGCAAUGAUUCGUCUGAUCAUAAGCCGAUUAGACUUCGGAUCAAAAUGGGUUCUAAAAUCUUGUCUCAAAAGGUCACGAUGGUUUGCAAGGAUCUUGGUCUUGAUGAUUCCCCAACCCGAAACAGCCAUGAUGAUAGUAGCAGAAUGCUGCCACAUACAUCUCUGGAGAAGACAAGUGAAUCUCCCUCCCGUAUUCUUCAGGAAAUGACUGCCAUCCCUGUCCCAGAGGAUCUACUGAUGUCCCCUCUUCCUGAGAAUCUACUUAAUUUGAAGGAUAAGGAGAAGCGAUCUACGUUAUUAGGCAAUGAACCAGUAACUAAGCCAGGGAAGGUUCCUUUUAUUCAGACACAGAACAAGUUUUCUGAUGUUUUAGGCUGUGGGGAAACUCCAAGUGGAAGGAGGAAAAGGAAAGCGGUUGACUGCUUUAAUGCUACCACUUUGAAUGAGACUUCAUCAAUUGGUGAGGUGAAGAAGCAAAAAGUUUCUUCCACUGGUGCCUUAGCCAGGGAGAGCACAACUUGUGGGAUAAAUUCUACUAGUGAUGGGUUUACAAGAAAAAGUAACUUGCAGAAAGGUAUUAAAAAGGAUGUUGAAGGUGAUCCUAGAGUCUCCAUUGCUAAGUCAAACAGAAUGAAGGUUGUUGGGAAACAUGCUGAGAAGGAGAAAAAGAUAUAUCCAAUAAAGUUGAAACAGAACAGUAGCAAAAGUAGCUUUGGUGAUAAAGUUUUAUCAAAGAUGCCUUCCAAGGAUACUGAAAAUAAAGUUGAUUUUGCGCUUGCACCUGCCUCCACUAGUCUUGACCUUGAUAGUUGGGCCGAAUGUGAUACCUGUAAAAAAUGGCGGCUACUGCCCUUCAGCGAAAACCCUGAUAAGCUGCCUGAUAAGUGGGUGUGUAGCAUGCAAACCUGGCUGCCUGGGAUGAAUCAUUGUCGCAUCAGCCAGGAAGAGACAACAAACGCUAUUAUAUCCACUCAUGGUGCUAAGGUUCACGGUCCUGAGACUAGUAAUGCUGAUAAAAGCUACCACCAAUCUUUAACUUCUGGUUCUUUGCCUAAUCUGAUUGAGAGAAAGCCACAAGGAGUUUCAAGCAAAAUCAUGGUUGAUGCUGCAAAGCCUACGAAAAGCACCUCACAGGUGCUUAAAAUAAAAAACAUAAAGCUGCCGCUCAAAACUUGUAAUGCUGCUCAGAUAUCCACAGACCAGAAAGCAAAGGGGCGAUCGGCAGGUAUUCAGAUAAAGAUCAAGAAGGAAAAGGAUGGUGACAAUCAAGAAAGUGAAAGUUCCAAGCAAAUCAAGACCGGUGAUGGCAACAAACUCUCCCGAGAUCUAAAAGCAGAAGAGAUUCAUUGUAAACGAGAUCUAGAUUGUACUCCAGCAGAGAGGAAAACAAAGCGUCAUGACAAUGAUUUGUACCCUUCGGAUGUAGAACGAGUCACAAAGAAAAGAUUACUCAAACCUGACCACCAACCUCAACCAACAACUGGUAGUGGCUCCUUAUGCAUAAAAGCUCAUGGCAUUGUCAGUACUCCUGCGAGAAAGUUUGGUGAUUUGUCUUGCUCAAGUCUGAAAACAUUCCUCGAAAAUAGAGCUGGGGUUACGAAUGUCAAUGGCAUUACUCAUGAGACUAUGGAUAGAUCCUCCAAGUCUGCGAAUGAUAUACUUCAAGAGGCUGAAAAGCUGAAAAAGCUUGCUGACUGUUUCAAGAACUCUGGAUUUGACAAUGAAUACAAGGAGGUCAACUUCGACGCUGCUCUCAAGUUUCUACUUGGAGCUUCGAUUAUGGAAAUGUCCAGUACCGAGAAAGUGGAAGAUGGGAGGAUGAGCCAUGUUGAAGCGUACCAUACUGCUGCAAAACUUUCAGAAAGCUGUGCCCAUCAAUAUGAAACAAAGAAAGAAAUGUCUGCAGCUGCUUUGGCCUAUAAAUGCGUGGAAGUGGCUUGCAUGAGGGUUGUGUAUUGCAGAAGUCUAGGUCUGAGUGGAGAAUUGAAUGAAUUGCAGAAAAUGGUACAGAUGACUCCUCAAGGUGAAUCACCCUCAUCAUCUGCAUCUGAUGUCGAUAGCUUUUGUCGUCAAGGAGUGAUUGAUAAGUCUGCUAAAACAAAAAGAGGGCUUUCCCAUGGUGUUGGAACUCUUCUCCCUGUUGCUAGAAACCAUCAAAGUUUUGUUCCGUUACUUGAAGUUACAGAGAGUAUGAAUCUGGCAAUGGAAGCAUCGGCAAAAUCCCAACAAGCUCUUGGAGCAGUCACUGUUGUCACCUCUGAAGAAACUUUGCACAAAGACUGUGUCUCCGCAAUCAAGAAAGUUGUCGACUUUAGUUUCCAUGAUGUUGAAGCGCUUAUUCAGAUGAUUGAGGUAGCCAGGGAUGUUCUAAGUUCGUCAAAAGUCCGUGGCCCAUAGUGUUGUUGACUCUAUUUUGUACAUAGGCUCUGGUCCUAUAAAGAAUAGAAUUAGUGUUUUAAGAAAAGAAGCUUAGAGGCUUGGAUCUAGAAUUCCUUUUGGUUUCAUGAACCUCCAUAGAGUAGUCUCAUUAAUUAGCAAAUUUUUGUAAGGCCUAUCAUUCAAGGCUGAUCACCCUUGAAUGGAUUAGGAUAGGAAGAUUUGGAGAGGGGACACUAGAUAAGGACAAGUUUGCAGUAACUCUCAGGGUCCUGUUUCUUCAGGUCUUUCUUCUUUUUGGUUUCUGGGUACUGAAAGAUUAACUAUAGAAUAUCUAUAGAAAGAGUAGUAGGUUUGCUUAGAUAUAGUCAUUUAUGAGAUUGGAUAAGAGUUGUGACAAGACACUGCUCUGUGCCAUCUGAUCCUGUUUCAGUUUGUUACAAACUUUUUAUUGGAAGGGAAACACUUUUUUUU
Molecule: messenger RNA, 3679 nt
Organism: Brassica oleracea var. oleracea
Lineage: Eukaryota; Viridiplantae; Streptophyta; Magnoliopsida; Brassicales; Brassicaceae
Exons: 11
Coding region: 404-3226 (940 amino acids)
Molecular function (GO): zinc ion binding
Source: RefSeq, a predicted model, not a curated record